Fonsecaea erecta is the source of this 1398-nucleotide messenger RNA. RefSeq lists its product as hypothetical. Bases 1 to 1398 code for a protein of 465 amino acids. The transcript has a single exon. Lineage: Eukaryota; Fungi; Ascomycota; Eurotiomycetes; Chaetothyriales; Herpotrichiellaceae. The record is from RefSeq and is a predicted model, not a curated record.
AUGGAUGACCUCAACCGCACCAAUUCUAACGAGGCUUACUCAGCAUCACCCAGCGCGGCCACUCGCUCUCCUCGUCCUACAACGACUGGCCUUGGAAAACUCUCCCUGCCCUAUACAACCGAUCCACCCUCUGCUGCAAAUCCGCCGCAACAGAAGGUAUGGCUCGUGUUCGGCGCAACAGGACAUAUGGGCCGCUCCGUGACAAAAGCCGCCCUUGCCCACAACGACAUCGUGGCUGCCGUUGGCCAAUCCUUCCAAGAUGACCUAGCGAGCAUGAAGCAGUGGCAUGAUAUCCCCGAUCGAUAUCUGGGGUUGUUGUGUGAUGUACGCAUACGCUCUAGUGUGUCAUCAGUCAUCGAACAGACGAUGAAAAAGUUCGGCAGGGUGGACAUCGUCGCCAACUGUUCGGGUUACGGCGUGAUUGGUGCCUGUGAAGACCAGGAUGAGCAUGAGAUUCGAAACCAGUUCGAAACGAAUUUCAUGGGCACCCUGAACAUAAUUCAACUGUCUCUACCCAUCUUUCGAAGACGCCAGGACGGAAGAUAUCUGAUAUUCAGUUCCACAAGUGGCGCGCUCGGAGUUCCGGGCCUCGGACCAUAUUGUGCGACAAAGUAUGCUGUAGAAGGCCUGAUUGAAAGUAUGCUAUACGAAGUCGAUCCGUUCAACAUCAAAUUCACUCUCGUUGAGCCGGCUCACAUGCGCCGCGACGAUAGCGACAUCUUUCCUCCACAACCAAAUCAACCUGGUACGACGACGACGACGACGACGACUAACGGACGAAUCCGCCAGCAACAGGAGCCACCAAAUCAAAAGCAGAAUACUAAAUUGGCGCUCUUCGGACAUUUCAAAGUAGCGCGUCCAUCUUCGCCGUACGCCACGAAAGAUGCCCCCGCCGCCCACGCCCAACGGACUCUGCAGUGGAUGGGUGCAAACCAGCCCACCUCGGUGGUCAAAGCCGCCGAACUGGUCUGGCAACUGGGCCACUGCCGGUAUCCGCCAUUGCGACUCUUGCUGGGGACCUUUGCCGUGGAGAGCAUCCGUGACCGGUUGAAGAGCAUCAUCGAAGAGAUCGAGGACUGGAAGCACCUCAACUUCCCGCCGCUGGAGGGGUUUGAGGAGAAGGAAGACGGUGACGAAAAGGAGGAAGGCGAAGGGGAAGGAGAAGGGGACGACGGAGAGGGAGACGGUGAUGGCGAUGGCGACGGUGACGACCGCGACGACCGCGAUGAGCAGCAGGGAGGGGUGAACGAAGAGCAAAUCGAUAGGAAGGGCGAUGACCUUCCGAGAGGGGGAAAAGCUGCCAACCCGGGCGGCCGAGAUAAAGACGCCCGGGAGAGGGAAGAACGAGGAGGACAGCCUCAUAUCAAGCUCGAGAGUGACAUGGACGUGGAUGACUGA